Messenger RNA from Phascolarctos cinereus (koala), 5510 nucleotides. The record is from RefSeq and is a predicted model, not a curated record. Lineage: Eukaryota; Metazoa; Chordata; Mammalia; Diprotodontia; Phascolarctidae.
AGCCAAAAAAAAUAAAAUAAAAUAAAAGAAGACAAAGGGAUGUGCUAUGGAAUUAUUUUUCGGGAGAGGGAACUUCUUCUAGCCUCUUGUCAACUCAGGGCCUCUCCUGGGGUCCUUUUCUACUCCCCAGGAUAUGAAGACUCUUAUGUUAUGAAGGAUUACAGAGUCCUAGCUCUAGAGCUGGAAAAGACUUCAAAGGAGCAGCAUCACUUGUCCUUCAGGAAGAUGGGAGAGGCCUGGCCUUUAGUGCCCUCACGUGGGAUUCUGUGUGAUCUAAUUACAGAAUUUCAGAGCAAGAAAUGAUUCUUGUCCUCUCCCUCCCCUUCUGUGUCAUAGAUGAGGAGACCAUGGCCCAAGGUCACACAGCCAGUAGGGUUUUUAGUAUUCCCACUCCCUAACCCCAGUGCUAUGCUUCCUCUAUCAUAUCCUGUGUCUCCUAUUAUUAAAUGACUGUGCCUGUGGCAAUAUAACUGAUCAGUUCACCAGAGAGCCCGGAUGUUUGUCAGGAAGUAAAUUGAAAAGACUUUGUUUUAGUGCCUGGAUGCUAAUGAUCUAUUUAUGUUGGCUUGCCUACCUGCCAGCCUGGCCCUGAUAGGCAGGAGACCUACCUUGCAUAAACAGGGAGAUCAAAUUUUAGAAAAUCAUUGUAGGACUAAGAGGAAAAGAGUGGUGGAAGGGCAGGAGAAUUGCCUGGGAGAAGAGUAAGUAGCCAGGUAGUUCCAGGGACUUAAGAUGAACCUGUCAGAUUCAGGUCCAAGAGGGUUGUAAAAAGGGAAUAAGGAAGAGAAACACUGAAGGUACACAGAAGGUACACAGAAGAGAACACAUAGGGCCCUGAGAUUAUUGCAGAUGUGUGCUUUGUACUUAACUCUGCUACUUUCAUUUAUUUUCUUUUUUAUUUCCAGUUUACCUGGGCUCGAGCUAAGACUGGAGAAAAGUCCCUUUGACCCUUUAGUUAUUAGGGUGGUUGCUCUGCAGUAGACAGACCAGGGAGCUGCUGGAAGGCUACGAUUUGGGAACUCCUGAGCCCUAGAAAGGGAGGCCAGGGUGACUCUCACAAGGUUGCUGCAAGUGUGAGCACCUUGAGAAGAGGACUCUCUUGCUUUUUCUAUUGAUAUUCCUACUGCUUAGAACAGUUCUUAAUACAUAGAAUCUGAAGUACUCAUCUCUAGAAAUGUCAGACAAAGAAGAAGAUCAGUAUGUCAAUUCAUCCAGUGACCUUGCUAAAGGUGAUGACCGUCAUUACUGCAGAGUCCUCCUGGAGCCUCAGGAGAAAAAGAAUAUUGACUUUCAAGGAUGUGUGGUCAAACAGUUGAAGAAGAAUUGCUGCUGUAGCCCAGCCAAAGCCAAAAGCUGGAUUUUCGGAUUCAUGCCAGUCUUGCAGUGGCUCCCUAAGUAUGACCUGAAAAAAUGCCUCCUUGGAGAUAUAAUGUCUGGUUUGAUUGUAGGCAUCUUAUUAGUCCCACAGUCCAUUGCAUAUUCCCUUCUGGCAGGCCAAGAGCCAAUUUAUGGUCUGUACACUUCUUUUUUUGCUGCGAUAAUUUAUUUCUUAUUUGGGACAUCCAGACACAUUUCAGUGGGUAUUUUUGGAGUGUUGUGCCUCAUGAUUGGUGAAGUGGUAGAACGGGAGGUACACAAAGCUGGGUAUGGGAUGGAAUAUACAGUUCAACCUGACCUUUUUAAUCAUAUAAAUGAAAGUGUCAUCACUCCAGCUGCGAACCAAACCUCAGGACAGAUCUGUGAUAGAAGCUGCUACGCAAUUACUGUUGGCACAACAGUAACUUUCAUAGCUGGAGUUUAUCAGAUAGCGAUGGGCUUGUUUCAAGUGGGCUUUGUCUCCGUCUACCUGUCUGAUGCCUUGCUGAGUGGAUUUGUCACUGGUACCUCCUUUACCAUCCUUACUUCUCAGGCCAAGUAUCUUCUAGGACUAAACAUCCCUCGAAGUAGUGGUGUGGGCUCUCUCAUCACUACCUGGAUACACAUCUUCGAAAACAUUCAUAAGACCAAUCUCUGUGACCUCAUUACUAGCCUUUUGUGCCUUCUUGUCCUUGUACCAACCAAAGAACUCAAUGAACACUUCAAAUCCAAGCUUAAGGCACCAAUUCCCACUGAACUGGUAGUAGUUGUAGCAGCUACACUGGCAUCUCAUUUUGGAAAACUGAAUGAGAAUUAUGCCUCUAGUAUAUCUGGACACAUUCCUACUGGGUUCCUGCCUCCUAAAGCACCAGACUGGAACUUGAUUCCUAACGUGGCAGUUGAUGCGAUAGCUAUUUCUAUUAUUGGUUUUGCUAUGACCGUGUCACUGUCAGAGAUGUUUGCCAAGAAGCAUGGCUACAUAGUCAAGGCCAAUCAGGAAAUGUAUGCCAUUGGUUUUUGUAAUAUCAUCCCUGCCUUCUUUCACUGCUUCACAACCAGUGCAGCUCUUGCCAAGACUUUAGUCAAAGAGUCGACAGGCUGUCAGACUCAAGUUUCUAGUGUGAUGACAGCGUUGGUUCUUUUAUUGGUCCUCCUUGUAAUAGCACCUUUAUUCUACUCCCUACAAAAAUGUGUCCUUGGAGUGAUAACCAUUGUAAAUCUUCGGGGAGCUCUUCGAAAGUUUGGUGAUCUGCCCAAGAUGUGGAGGAUUAGCAAAAUGGACACAGUUAUUUGGUUUGUUACCAUGCUGUCCUCUGCCCUGAUAAGUACUGAAAUCGGUCUGCUUAUUGGGGUCUGCUUUUCUAUGUUUUGUGUCAUCCUUCGUACUCAGAAGCCAGAGGCUCCUAUACUUGGUAAUGUGGAAGAGUCUGAAAUCUAUGAGUCCACGUGUGCCUACAAGAACCUUCAGACUGAACCAGGAAUUAAGAUUUUCCGUUUUGUAGCUCCCCUCUAUUACAUCAACAAAGGAUCUUUUAAAUCUGCCUUGUACAAGAAGACUGUCAGCCCACUGUUAGUGAAAGCAGCACGGAAGAAGGCAGCAAAGAGAAAGCUCAAAGAGAACAUGGUGACUUUCAGUGGCUAUCAAGAUGAAGUUUCCAUGAACCUCUCUUCUGAGCCCCCAGAGCUCCAUACCAUAGUGAUUGACUGCAGUGCCUUGCAAUUUUUAGAUACAGCGGGAAUCCAGACACUCAAAGAAGUUCGCAAAGAUUAUGCAGACAUUGGUAUCCAGGUUCUACUAGCUCAAUGCAAUCCCUCUGUGAGGAGCUCUCUGUACCGGGGAGAGUACUGCACAAAGGAAGAGGAAACUCUUCUCUUCUACAGCAUACAUCAAGCAUUAUGUUUUGCCUUAGACUUGCAAAAACAGAAAGUAUUGAGUGCUUCCAAUGGUUUAAACACUUCUACUGACUGAUUACUGGGGAAAAUCAAGGUAGACGGGAGGGGGGGUUACCAUAUAACGUCAGUGAGAUUCUCAUGUAUGUUAGGGGAGAGGCAUACGGGUAUAUCAGGGCUUGUAAUUAGCUAGAAUUAGGGGAAAAUAAUUAUACCCAUUUGGUGCAGACUAGGGUAUAAAAACAUUUGGGAUCUACUUAUGAAGUAGUUUUAUGGUUUUAAUGCUUAACUGUAUUUGGACUUUUCCCCUUUUGGAAACACCGGGGGGAUUAAAAAAAAUACCAGAAGGGACAAGUGUUGUAUAGACAGGCAUCAAGAAAUCUGAGUUCCAGUCCUACCACUGCCAACCUAUGUGAACUUGGACAAGUCACAACCUUUGUGAGCCUCAGUUUACUCAUUUGCAAAGUGAGGGGGUUGGACUAGAUGACCUGUGAGGUCUCUUCAGCUCAUUGACCUCAUGGGUAAUGAACUUGGAAUUUAUGGCAGAGCCACCAUCUUCGUAGUAAUGUGGAAGAGCAUGCUGGGAGGGGGUUUGUACAACAGUUGCUUUUACUUAUAUCUAUACUUUUGCUUCCUACCAAAGAGCUGAAAGGCUUUGGGAUCACCAGGGUCGCCCAGAACCAGUUCUUUUUCUUGUGCCUUGCUUUUCUGUCUACCUCUCCAAAACCUAUAGUAGUGGGACCUUUAGCAUUUUGAAAAAGCAGCAGCAGCACUCUUUUUUAGGGGGGGAUUCUCAGGAGGUUGUAUCUUGAUCAGGACUCCUGGGAGCACGUGCUAGGAGAAAAAUGCCUCCCACUAAAUGAAAUUGUUUUCUGAUAGGGCUAACACAUCACAGGAACUUAGGUUAAUGCAAGGCAUUUUUGGAAAACCAGUGCAUCCAAAGAGCCUAGCUAAAUACAGACUCAGCCUAGUGUGUGAUGUCAUCUGAUGUUUCCUUACUUGUUUAGACUAAGUACAUGAGUCUUCAAAAUCAGCAAGAACGAUUUGAGGGAUCUGUUUUCUACCUCUUUAAUGUGGGGCAUGUCAUCCAUGCUUACUCCUAAGGACUUCAUCACCACUAAAUAUUUUUCACAAUUUUUUUGUCUACUUUACAUUCCUAGGAAUCACUUCAGAUGAGGAUGACAUUGUGGGGCAAGCACCAGAUUUAGAGUUAGAGUUGGGCUUUGUGUCUCAGCUGUCCUGCCUGCUACUGCUACCUAUGCAGGCCAAGUCACUGAACAUUCACUUCUUAAAAUGAUGGGAUUGGCCUACGAGACCUCUAGGAUUCCUUCGGGUCCUGUGAUCUUCCUCUAGGUAUCUGGUAACACACCUUUAAAAAAGAAUCUAGAUCACAGGGUAAGAUCCCAACUGAGUUCAUCCCAACAAAUACUUAAGUGCCUCUCACAUGUAAGGUGGUGCUUGUUUCCCUCCCCACCUCUAGGGUAUGAUGCAGAUUCAAGCUAUGAGGAGAAACAUAUACCCUGAAGUUUUAGUUUUAAACAUUUCCAUAAUGUUCAUAUUCUUCUAAAAAAAUUAUCUUUCAAUAUGUUAAGUGAAGACAGAAGUUUUGGUUCAUCACCUUAAACUGGCUUUAAGUGAUGGCUUUAAGGUUAGUUUGCAGUAGAGAAUGUCUGAUGGGUCUUCUUUGGAAUUAAUUUUUAUAGUAUUUCCGCAAAGGAGCCAUACAGAUUAUCUUUCUUUGAUAAAAAUCAUAUUCUCAAGUAGUAACUCCCAUAUAGCAAACUGUGUUGUAUGUUUUGGGGAUAAAUAUGCAGCCCCCUAAUGAUGCCAAUAAUGAACUUAUAGGUAUUUAGGCACGAACUAAUACCGUCCCUUGUGGGAACUUUCAUCUGCCCUUUGGGUACCUCAUAGAUUAUUGACCACAAUGGUUUUUUAAUUGGUAAAAAUCUCCUAAGUAUGGUUGUCACUGUAUUAAAUGUGCAAGGCACAUUUAUCGAGUGAUAAUUUUUUAAAAUGUGGAGCUCUGUGUUUGACCCACUUACCAGGUAAAUAGAAGAUUCCACAUUUCAGGAAUAGCCAGUUCCUUCUUUAUGAGAGUGAAACCUUCCAAUACAGUUACUUCUUAACAUGCUCCCUCUAAAUUCAUCUGUUUUUGAUAGAUUAAGUACUUCCUUACAGAGUGGGAUGAUGUAUUUUAAAAACACAUUUAAAAAAGAAAAGAUGCAAUAGUUUCUUAUUCUUCUUUUCUUCUUUUUUUUUUUUUG